Molecule: messenger RNA, 621 nt
Organism: Sclerotinia sclerotiorum 1980 UF-70
Lineage: Eukaryota; Fungi; Ascomycota; Leotiomycetes; Helotiales; Sclerotiniaceae
Exons: 1
Coding region: 1-621 (206 amino acids)
Biological process (GO): nuclear-transcribed mRNA catabolic process, nonsense-mediated decay; mRNA export from nucleus
Cellular component (GO): nuclear cap binding complex; nucleus
Molecular function (GO): RNA cap binding; mRNA binding
Source: RefSeq, a predicted model, not a curated record
AUGGAAUACUGGAAAGAUCAACCUGGAAUUGGAGUUAAUAUUAUUGACAAAUUACUGAACUAUACAAUUCUUAGUCCACAAAGUGUGGUUCAAUGGGCACUUGGCAGCGAGGGUAAGAAAUUGAGCCAGGCCUUUGUUUACGAAAUGGUCAGUGCAACUGUAGGAAAGGUUACAGGCCGAAUUCGUCAAGUCCAAUUAAGUCUUCGCGUCCCAGGACUCUUGGAAGAACAAAAAGCCCUGAUUAACCAAACGGUUGAAAUGGAAAGAGUCAAUAUGCGUGAAUUAGGACAAGAAAUGGAUGAUCUUCUUAGUUCAUGGGCAAAUGGAUUGAAGGAUCAAAUGAUAGAUGCGGAUGGAAAUGGAAUGGUGGGUGACGAUGAAUUGGUUAGAGCUUGGGGUGAGAGAUGGUUGAGAGUCUUUAGGAGAAAGUUUGCGGUUGAGGAGGCGUGGGGAACGGAAGCGAGUAGGUGGGUUAUGCCAGAACCAGAGGUGGAGGAGGUGGAGAUGAAUGUCUUUGCUGGUGAAGGAGAUGCACUUGCGGAGGCAGCGGUAAAGAAUCCCGAGGAAAUGAGAAUUGAUGGAGAGGGUGUAGGUGCUGAGGAUUAUGAGGGAAUUGAUUAG